Molecule: messenger RNA, 1485 nt
Organism: Anopheles maculipalpis
Lineage: Eukaryota; Metazoa; Arthropoda; Insecta; Diptera; Culicidae
Gene: Aduk
Product: serine/threonine-protein kinase ULK3
Exons: 2
Coding region: 1-1485 (494 amino acids)
Biological process (GO): autophagy; peptidyl-serine phosphorylation; autophagosome organization
Cellular component (GO): autophagosome; cytoplasm
Molecular function (GO): protein serine/threonine kinase activity; ATP binding
Source: RefSeq, a predicted model, not a curated record
AUGAGUGAGAACAAAAUUACCGACUACAAGCUGCUCGAGCGCAUCGGCAGCGGAACCUACGCGAUUGUUCACCGAGCCAUGCACAAGACUACGCAAGAGAUUCUGGCGGUGAAGGUGAUACCCAUGAGUAAAGUUUCCAACUCCUUCGUGGAUAAUAUUAUAAGCGAAAUAAGCUUGCUGAAAAAGUUAAAGCACCGGCACAUCGUCGAGAUGCGUGACUUUCUGUGGGACGACGAAAACAUUUACAUACUGAUGGAGUACUGCAAUGCCGGUAACCUUUCGUCGUACAUUAAGCAAAACCGUACGCUGGAUGAAGGUACCUGCCGGCAGUUUCUUCAGCAGCUUGCCCUUGCGUUGCGCUACAUGCGUCAGAACGACGUUAGCCAUCUCGACCUAAAGCCGGCCAAUCUGCUGCUCAUGAAACAUUCCGGCAUCUACAUACUGAAGGUGGGUGAUUUUGGCUUUGCCCAGCGGCUAAAACCGUACCAGGAAAAUACGGCCGUUAAGGGUUCGCCGCUUUACAUGGCGCCGGAAAUCCUGCUAAAAACUCCCUACGGUCCGGAGGCGGACCUGUGGAGUGUGGGCGUUAUUUUGUACGAGAGUCUGUUCGGGAAGGCACCGUACAGUUCUAAAAAUAUGCACGAGUUAGCGGAGCGAAUUCGUCGAAACGAUCCGAUCACGAUCCCGGUGCAGCCGGCCAUUACGGCCGAGUGUCGCCAGUUGCUUACCGGUUUGCUGCAGCGUGAUCCGGCCCACCGCAUUACGUUCGAGAAGUUUUUCGACGAUCCGUUUCUUGAUCUGGAGCACAUGGCCUGCGAAGAAAAUCUCGCCAAAGGAAUCGCCCUUAUUAAUCUGGCGAUCGAGAAGGAUCAGCGGCAGGAGCUGGUUGCGGCGUACCGUGCCUACUGUCAGGGCUUGAAGUACUUUGUGCCAAUAACUCGGGUAGAAGCGGAUCCGGCCAAACGGAAACUUUUGCGGGAACGCGUCCUAACGUACCUGAACCGGGCGGAAACGCUUAUGCGACACAUUUAUGCCAUCAAUCGAACGGUAGAACGACAGCAACCGAAAGCCUUAGUGAACGUUAAGCCACCCAAUACAAAGUUGCCCACCAAUUCGGGCACACAGCCAGGCACGAGUAAGGGUGCGGGUGGCCCGGAACAACCGAACACUGCGCCGGAACCGGAUUUGAUGGAGCUAGCACGUGACUACGAAGACAUUGCCCGUGGACUUCAAAUUGGCUGCGAAGCGGAUAAGGAUGCGUCCGAGGAUAGGUUGGAUGUAGCGCUGGACGGUUACACGGCCGCGCUCGGAUUGCUAAUACCGAUGCUGCACAAAGUCACACCGGUUGAACAGCGUAAGCUUCUCCGGCAACGGAUCAAACACUGGAUGGAGGAGGCCGAACACAUCAAAUCGAUCCGUUCGGCACAAAUCAUGCAGGAGAUGGAACGCACUGGAGCGAACCAUUACGGCUGUAUCGUUCAGUGA